Molecule: messenger RNA, 1639 nt
Organism: Panonychus citri (citrus red mite)
Lineage: Eukaryota; Metazoa; Arthropoda; Arachnida; Trombidiformes; Tetranychidae
Gene: rl
Product: mitogen-activated protein kinase 1-like
Exons: 6
Coding region: 337-1413 (358 amino acids)
Biological process (GO): protein phosphorylation; intracellular signal transduction
Cellular component (GO): nucleus; cytoplasm
Molecular function (GO): MAP kinase activity; ATP binding
Source: RefSeq, a predicted model, not a curated record
ACUCUGAGAGUUCUGAUUCUGAAGGAAGGAGAUUUUGUUCAUUUCAGAAGUGGACUUUUUGUCGGUGGUUUAUUUCGUAUAUUUUUCUCCGUGGUUUUGACAAUUUGUUUCAUUUUCGUCUCUCUUCUCUCUCUCUUGUUCUCGUCUUUCCUCUGCUCUCUCUUUAUUUUUCUUACGCUGUUUACUCUUGUCUUUUUCUUUUUCUUCUUGUGUCUUGUGAAUUGUCUCCCUUCACUUGAGCUCUUUUUUUCUUAUUUUCUCUUGUGUUUCUCCAAAUAUCACAACCUUAAAUUCCUAAAUCAUCAUCAAUUUUGUCAUCAUUAUCUUUCGUCAAAGAUGGGAGAAGCAAUCAGAGGUCAGAUUUUCGAGGUUGCACCUCGUUAUUUAGACUUACAAUAUAUUGGUGAGGGAGCUUAUGGUAUGGUUGUCUCUGCAACGGACACGAUAACAAAGCACAAGGUCGCUAUAAAAAAGAUCAGUCCAUUCGAGCAUCAAACUUAUUGUCAACGGACUUUACGGGAAAUCAAGAUAUUAACUCGCUUCAGACACGAAAAUAUAAUUGAUAUUCGCGAUAUUAUCAGAGCGCCAACAAUUGACCAGAUGAAAGAUGUUUACAUUGUACAAUGUCUAAUGGAAACUGAUUUGUAUAAAUUAUUGAAAACCCAGAGAUUAAGUAAUGACCAUAUAUGCUACUUCCUGUACCAAAUACUCCGUGGGUUGAAAUACAUUCAUUCUGCUAACGUUCUGCAUCGUGACCUAAAGCCAAGCAAUUUGCUUUUAAAUACUACAUGUGAUCUCAAGAUUUGUGAUUUUGGCCUGGCUCGUGUAGCCGAUCCCGAGCACGAUCAUACAGGGUUCCUAACCGAGUAUGUUGCUACUCGUUGGUAUCGAGCACCAGAAAUUAUGCUUAACAGUAAAGGAUAUACUAAAUCAAUUGACAUUUGGUCUGUUGGUUGUAUUCUCGCCGAAAUGAUUUCUAACCGACCCAUUUUUCCUGGUAAACAUUAUUUGGAUCAGUUGAAUCAUAUACUCAGUAUAUUAGGAUCACCCUCUCAAGAAGAUCUGAACUGUAUCAUUAAUGAUAAAGCUCGAAGCUAUUUACAAUCAUUACCGCACAAAGAAAAAGUACCAUUUUCCCAAUUGUAUGAAAAUGCCGAUGAUAAAGCUCUUGAUCUUCUUGACAAAAUGUUGACAUUCAAUCCAAACAAAAGAAUCACCGUAGAACAAGCUUUGGCCCACCCUUACCUUGAACAAUAUUAUGAUCCUGGAGAUGAGCCAAUUGCUGAUGAGCCUUUUCGAUUUGAAAUGGAAUUGGAUGAUCUACCCAAAGAGCGUCUGAAAGAAUUAGUUUUUGCAGAGACUCAACAUUUCAAGUCAAAUUUGACUGGCAAUCAGAAUUGGACCACAAAUUGAUUGUCCAUCAAAAAGGAAUGGUCAUUAUCUUUUUUCUGGUCCUUCUCUCUCUCUCUCUUUCUCUCUUUCUCUCUCUCUCUCUUCUCUCUCUCUCUCUCUCUCUCUCUCUCUCUCUCUCUCUCUCUCUCUCUCUCCAUAUCUUUUUCUCUCAGAUUCACUCCACCUCAUUCCAAAUAUAAACUAAUGAUAAACAAAUAAAAUGAAAUUUUUUUAAUCUGAACAAAAA